Molecule: messenger RNA, 2199 nt
Organism: Westerdykella ornata
Lineage: Eukaryota; Fungi; Ascomycota; Dothideomycetes; Pleosporales; Sporormiaceae
Exons: 3
Coding region: 206-2014 (602 amino acids)
Biological process (GO): glycosaminoglycan metabolic process; carbohydrate metabolic process
Cellular component (GO): membrane
Molecular function (GO): beta-N-acetylhexosaminidase activity
Source: RefSeq, a predicted model, not a curated record
AUCGAAGUUGCAUACUCAUUACUUUCGUAGAGCCAUCGAGCUGUCGUUUUUCUUGAAGCGUAUUCAGCUCUGGGAGUAGCCGCUUUCCAAGAUCUCUACUGUGAGCUCACACGCUUCGGAGUCGUGUCUGGAAGACACAAGUCGCUUUGUUUCUUCCUUCUGAUAUAUCCACUGAAAAGGAGUUCAUUCUGCUAGAAUGUAGAAGAUGGGGUUGAUUAUCAACCUCUCGGUCGCCCUCAUCGCACUUCUGCAGGGAGCAUCAGCAAUAUGGCCGAUUCCUACUUCCUACGAACAUGGUGAAUCCGUCCUGUUCAUUGCUGAAGAUGUGUCGUUUCAUUGGACCGAUACGGAUGAGUUAUAUGACAAGAACGUUCAGAAGACAUUUCAGAGGCGGUUUGCGCAAGACGACCAAUGGUGGUGGGCAAGCGGGAAUGUGUCUUUAAAAGAUGGGCAAGGAGUCACAGGCCAGGAAAUACAAGACUAUGCCAUCAAACAAACGCAUCGUACCAUUUUCCAAAAGAGCUUCGUUCCCUGGAAGUUCCAUGAGAGGGGCUGGAAAGAGCCUGACUGCAAAGGAGCGACUUAUAUCGAAUCCAUAUACCUGGAGCUCCAACGAGAAGAAAAAGAAGAAGAAGCCGUGAAGACACGGGUCGGCGACGUAGACGAGUCGUACAGACUUUCUCUCACAGAAGACGGAAAGGCAACGAUCCGUGCAAACUCUAGCGUUGGAAUUGCCAGAGGUCUAAACACAUUCACCCAACUCUUCUUUAAGCAUACCGGAGGCGGAGCGUAUACGCCUUGGGCACCUGUGGAGAUCUAUGACGCCCCGGUAUUUCAGCAUAGAGGUCUCAACAUGGACGUUGCCAGGCAAUGGUUUCCAGUCGCGGAUAUAAAGAGGAUGAUUGAUGCGGCGGCGUACAACAAGAUGAAUCGCUUUCACCUCCAUGUCACAGACUCGCAAUCCUGGCCUUUGGAGAUACCGUCGCUUCCAGACCUUGCUGAGAAGGGAGCCUACCGUCCAGAUCUGGUGUACUCAGUGGACGACUUCAAUGAAAUCCAGCGCCAUGCAGCUAUACAGGGUGUGGAGCUGAUUACGGAGAUAGAUAUGCCAGGCCAUACGUCUUCCAUCUGGUUCAGCCGGCCGGAACUCAUCGCCGCGUAUAAUAUCCAGCCUGACUGGAAUACGUAUGCUGCCGAACCACCGUCUGGGACACUCAAGCUCAACUCUUCUGAGGUGGAUGACUUUCUCGAAACACUGCUCGAUGAUUUGAUACUGAGGAUAUCUCCCUACUCCACUCACUUUCACACUGGCGGGGACGAGGUGAACAGGAAUGCCUAUGAACUGGACGACACGGUGCGCUCGAAGGAGUAUUCCGUGCUACAGCCACUGAUGCAAAAGUUCAUUCACCGUAACCAUGACCAAGUCCGCAGACUUGGACUCACACCUAUUGUAUGGGAGGAGAUGCUGUUGGAAUGGAAUCUUACUCUCGGCAAGGAUGUCAUAGUGCAGAGCUGGCGCUCCGAUGAAGCCCUUGCGCAGAUUGUGGCCAGAGGUCAUAAAGCUCUUGCUGGGAAUUACAAGUACUGGUAUCUCGACUGCGGCAAAGGCCAAUGGCUGGAUUUCGAUCCGUCAGUGGCAGCGGACCACUGGCCUUACAAUGAUUACUGCGCCCCCUUCCAUAACUGGCGUCUGAUUUAUUCCUACGAUCCCCUUGCCGGCAUCCCAUCUUCCCACCAGCAUCUCGUCAUUGGCGGGGAGGCACACAUGUGGUCUGAGCAAACCGAUCCGGUGAACCUUGACCGCAUGGUGUGGCCACGAGCGGCGGCAGUUGCAGAGAUACUGUGGAGCGGGGCCAAGGAUAAGGAGGGGCGAAAUAGGAGUCAAAUUGAGGCGAGUCCGAGGUUGAGUGAGAUGAGAGAAAGGUUGGUUGCCAUGGGAGUGGGUGCAGAGCCAAUCCAAAUGCCAUACUGUUUGAUGGAGGGAACGCAGUGUCAGCUGGGAUAUAAGCCGUGAAGAAGAUGACAGCAGAGCCCUACAGUAUGGCCCGACGGAGGGCUAUUGGUGCCAUGACGCCUCUUUACAUCCCGAGAAUGGCUUCUCUUGUGUAGAGUGAAGUAUAGAGCAGCUUUGAAGUGAAUGGAUACCACGCCAGGUAUGCAUCAUGCCGGAAGCGCUAGGCCCAGGCAAAUACUGCAUUG